UACCAACAGUGUUACCGCAUUUCCUGUGACACGCAAGUCCGAUAUAGAAGUCACAUAAACGCGACGUCAAGUUAAAAUAUUAAAAAUGCAGCUGCAAUGCACUUGAUGAAGUCUAGUUUGCCAGUCUAGUGCCAAAACCCAUCCAGUCUGGUGCCAAGAUCCGUGGAGUACCGACGCCAUUACUGGUUUUCCCGCGCUUUCUUUUCCCGCCAAAAGCGGGCGCGUUCCGAAGUUAAAACCGAACACAUCCAUGAGGAUUUAUUUUGUGAACUCACUGUAUUUGGAAUAUUUUUAUAGCGAUUAUUAAAGAAUAUUAGAUCGGUUGACCCGAGAAUGAAACGAGAUGAUUCAUCAAAAAGCGUCGGGUCCCGUCAGCAGACGCGCCGCCUGAGCGAGCAGCGGCUGCCUCUAGCGCUUGGUUGGCGGCAAAAUUCGCUUACUAUCUCCGCGGUUGCACAACAAUCCGCUUACUUAACCGAAAAAGCGCUCAACGCUGAAGCUGAAUCUGAAGAAUCCUUUUUACCCCCUGUUUCUUGGUAUAGAUUAUAUAGAUUCGCGAAGUCAUGGGAGGUGCUGAUGCUUAUCCUGGCUUUAGUGCUGGCCACUAUAAACGGGCUGUUUGUGCCGAUCGGCGUGAUCAUCUAUGGAGAGUUUACAUCGCUACUGAUAGAUCGUACCGUCAUGAUCGGCACUUCGACUCCUACGAUCACUAUUGCGAUAUUCGGUGGCGGCAGGUCAUUGACCAACGCAACGAGAGAAGAGAACAGGAAAGCGCUGAUUGAAGAUUCAAUAGCAUUCGGUAUCGGAUGCACGAUAUUUUCUGUGCUACAAUUCAUUGCCGCUGCGAUUAGCGUCGAUUUAUUCAACUAUGCCGCACUUCAACAGAUUGACAGGAUUAAAGAAAGAUUUCUACGCUCUGUGCUGCGGCAGGACAUAUCGUGGUAUGACCUCAACACUACGAUGAACUUUGCCACCAAAGUUUCAGACGACGUUGAGAAGUACCGCGAGGGUAUCAGCGAGAAGGUGCCGAUCCUCGUGUACUUGGUGAUGUCAUUCGUGACGUCAGUCAUCAUCGCGUUCAUCUACGGCUGGGAGCUGACCCUGGUUAUCCUGUCCUGUGCUCCAGUCAUCAUAGCUACUACGGCCGUGGUCGCUAAGGUUCAAUCGUCGUUAACAACGCAAGAGCUGAAGGCAUACAGCAUAGCUGGUGUUGUGGCGGAGGAAGUGUUGUCAUCCAUACGCACCGUGGUCGCUUUUGGAGGUGAAGAAAAAGAAAUACAAAGGUACAGCAUACGCUUGAGUCCAGCAAAAAGAACAGGGAGCCGGAAGGGGAUGUUCUCAGGGUUCGGCAGCGGUUUUAUGUGGUUCAUCAUCUACUGCACGUACGCCCUGGCCUUCUGGUACGGAGUCAGCCUCAUCCUCGACAGCAGGCAUGAAGCGAACCCAGUGUAUACGCCGGCUACCCUUAUGAUCGUUUUCUUCAGUGUGCUUCAAGGCGCACAAAACGUGGGGCUGACGUCACCUCACUUAGAAGCAGUGACGGCGGCGCGCGCCUCCGCCGCCUCAAUAUUUGCCGUCCUCGACAGAAAACCUGAAAUCGACAGCCUUUCCAAUGAAGGCGUCAAACCAGUCUUACAUGGAGACAUGGAGCUGAAAGACGUGUUCUUUAGAUACCCAGCGAGACCUGAUGUUCAGGUCCUAAACGGCUUGAACUUAAAAAUAAAGAACAACGAAACAGUAGCGCUGGUUGGGGCGAGUGGAUGCGGCAAGUCUACCGUACUCCAGCUCCUGCAAAGAAUGUACGACCCAGAGCAGGGGGAGGUCUUGGCAUCAGGCCACGAUCUGAAGACAAUGAAUGUGCGACACUGGCGCCAGCACAUUGCCGUGGUUGGACAAGAACCGGUGCUAUUCGCUGGCAGCAUCAAAGAUAAUAUUCGCAUGAGUAAUCCUUCGUGUACAGACGAGGAAAUAAUUGUAGCAGCAAAACAGGCGUACUGCCACAAUUUUAUUAAAAAUCUACCUGAAGAGUACAAUACAAUGAUAGGCGAGCGCGGUGCCCAACUAUCUGGAGGGCAGAAACAACGCAUAGCCAUCGCACGAGCGCUUGUUCGAAAGCCAAAGAUCCUGAUUCUAGACGAAGCCACAUCAGCUUUGGACUCCCAAAGCGAAGCCAAAGUCCAAAGGGCUUUGGACGCUGCAGCCCAGAACAGGACCACCGUUAUGGUGAGCCACAGAUUGGCAACGGUUUUGAACGCUGACCGUAUAGUUCUGAUAGACAAAGGUGAGGUGGUAGAACAGGGUACACACGAGGAGCUGAUCAACCAGAAGGGUCGGUAUUACCAGCUUGUGCUGGAAAAUGAACCCAGUAUAGCCCCCGAAACAGGAGGCACUGCUGGUACUGAGAACAAGGAGUCAAAACCUAAACGUUUAAGACUCAACCGACCCCCACUAUCAAAACUGGCAUCUGUUGAAUCAGUGAAGAGCGCGGAAUCUGAAUCUGAAUCCGAGGACGAAAUGGAAAUACCAGAGCGCAAAGAGUUUGUAAUCAAACCGACUACAUGGCAGAUUAUGAAAUUGUGUGAACCUGAGAAAUGGUUGAUGGUUCUUGGAGUCAUUGCUGCCAUCUGUGUGGGGUCCACAUUCCCUAUGUUCGCUGUUUUGUUUGGCGAGACUUAUGGUUUAUUCGAAAGCUCGGACGAGAACUGGGUGCGAUCUGAGACGAAUAUAAUCGCGAUACUGUUCCUACUGGUCGGCGUGUUGACGGGCAUAGGUAUCUUCGUGCAAAUCUACAUCUUUAACCUCACUGGUGUCAGGCUCACGGCUAGACUCAGGGUGGCAGCUUUCCGAGCGAUGCUGAAACAGGAGAUAGGAUGGUUCGACGAUCCUUUCAACGGCGUAGGCGCAUUGUGUUCGCGGCUCGCCGCCGACGCCGCAGCUGUUCAAGGAGCUACAGGCACGCGCAUCGGAGCUCUGAUGCAAGCAACAGCUACCAUUCUGAUUGGCAUUACUCUCUCCAUGUACUACACGUGGCAAAUGACGUUGGUAUCUCUGAUAUCAGUCCCCAUGGUCAUCGGGGCAGUGGUGCUGGAAGGGCGGGUGCUGGCUGGUGGCUUGGAGACCGUCAGACUCGCCAGUGACAGAGCGAACACCAUCGCCACUGAAGCUAUCACCAAUAUAAGGACUGUAAGCAGUUUCUGUGGUGAAAUGGGGGCGCUCGAGAGGUACACAAAAGCAGGAUCGGUAGCGAAGAAAAUCGCGCGCAAGAACUUGCGCUGGCGCGGGUGUGUGUUUGCGUUCGGUCAGACGGCGCCGGUCGCUGGGUAUGCGCUCGCGCUGUGGUACGGAGGCGUGCUCGUCGCGAACGGAGAGGUGCCUUAUAAAGACGUUAUUAAAGUAUCGGAAGCAUUGAUCUUCGGUGCUUGGAUGAUGGGCCAGGCGCUGGCUUUCGCUCCCAACUUCGGCGCGGCGAUAUCAGCAGCCGGUAGGGUGCUGACCCUUCUGCAACGGAAACCCAAAGUCGAGAGCACGACAACACCAGGCGUCGCUGAGAAUUAUGUGGCGUCAGGGAAGAUAAUGUACAAGAACAUAAGGUUCCGCUAUCCGACGCGGCGCGCGGUGCAGGUGUUGACGGGGCUGUCCCUGACCGUGGAGACGGGGCAGCGAGUGGCGCUGGUGGGGCCCAGCGGCUGCGGCAAGUCCACCCUCAUACAGCUGCUGCAGCGGCUUUAUGACCCUGAUGAAGGCUCCGUGUACUUGGACGGAUACAACAUAGUGUCGGACAUGCGCCUGUCCACCCUGCGUGGGAACCUGGGCAUAGUCUCGCAGGAGCCGGUGCUGUUCGACCGGAGUAUAAAGGAGAACAUUGCCUACGGUGACAACAAGCGGUUGGUGCCCAUUGAAGAAAUCGUGACGGCGGCUAAAGCGGCCAAUGUGCACGGAUUCAUUGCUGCGUUGCCAGAAGGUUACGAGACGCGUAUAGGCGCCCGCGCAUCCCAACUGUCGGGCGGACAGAAACAACGGAUAGCCAUCGCUCGAGCGUUGGUCAGGAACCCUCGAGUACUGCUACUGGAUGAAGCGACCAGCGCGCUCGACACUCAUAGUGAAAAGGUAGUUCAAGAAGCGUUAGACCGGGCGAGCGAGGGCCGCACGUGUCUGAUCAUCGCCCACAGGCUCGCCACCAUACAGAACGCAGACAGAAUAUGUGUCCUGGACGGCGGGGUCAUUAAGGAGAGCGGUACACAUAAAGAGUUGAUCAAACUGAAAGGAAUAUAUGCGAGGCUUUACGAACUGCAGUGCGGCGUGAUGGAGGAAGACGAGGACCGUGGGGAUCCGGACGUGCCACCGCCGCCGGCUGAUACAGCUGCCGCCUAA
Molecule: messenger RNA, 4371 nt
Organism: Pectinophora gossypiella (pink bollworm)
Lineage: Eukaryota; Metazoa; Arthropoda; Insecta; Lepidoptera; Gelechiidae
Product: multidrug resistance protein homolog 49-like
Exons: 25
Coding region: 334-4371 (1345 amino acids)
Biological process (GO): transmembrane transport
Cellular component (GO): membrane
Molecular function (GO): ATP binding; ABC-type transporter activity; ATP hydrolysis activity
Source: RefSeq, a predicted model, not a curated record